AGGGGAAUAGCUGAAAACCAAGAUGAAGAAGACAGGGAUGCUUGUCCUCUGUGUGCAUUUGACCUUCAUGUUACUGGGCAGCACUGAGGGAAACAUGUCAACCGUUUGCAGCAACUGUUCAAGUACAACAAUAACAGUAAACUCAACGACCACCAGACCUACAUCAACCACGCUACUGCCCAGCAGCCCCUCCACCCAUGUGACCUCCAGCAGCUCCACCAGCAGUGCUGUAACCACAAGCUCACCUCCCACCACCACCUACUCCUCCCCCUCCUCCCCCUCCUCUCCCUCCUCCACCUCCUCCCCCUCCUCCACCACAUCCUCGUCCUCCACCCCCACCUCCACCUUAGCCGUCACCUCAACCUCCACAGCUACCACUACUACGUCAAAGCAGACCACAACGUCCUCUGGAUCAACUCAAAGCUCUACAACCAAAUCAUCCACCACGCAGGAUUCUCCAACUGUGAGUGUUGGGAGUGUUGGCACUAACACUUCAACAAAUUCAACUUCAAGUCCGACAGCAGGGUCUGCUGCUUUGUUCGGGUGCUACAGUCAACUGCUGGUGCCUGUCAUCUCCAUUCUCAUCUACAGCGCAGAGGGCUGAAAGUGUACAACCUCCACCUAAGGGACUUUUGUCCUUUAUAUUAAAUCCAUAAAUCCUCCUAUGUAUUAAGGGAAAAGUUCACAGAUUCACCUUUCCUCAAUAUAAAUGUUUUGAUUUUUGACUCUCGGAGCCUCUUAUUUAAUGGCUCAUACUAUGACUGUCACACAUUUAGCAUACUAAUGCUAUGAAGUGCUUUGUUUGCACUGAGCUCUUUUCCACUUUUACCAAGGCUUCCCCACACAGUCUCUAUAAAUGAUGUGUAACCCCAUGCUUCAAAUGUUAAAACUAUGUUUCACAAAAUACUUAAUGUAAACAGUGGCUAUGAAACUUCUCUGGAUUUUUGUGGCAAAUAAAAAGGUA
Seriola dumerili (greater amberjack) is the source of this 964-nucleotide messenger RNA. Its product is annotated as A-agglutinin anchorage subunit-like. NCBI's taxonomy places the organism in Eukaryota, Metazoa, Chordata, Actinopteri, Carangiformes, Carangidae. The transcript has 2 exons. Bases 23 to 604 code for a protein of 193 amino acids. The record is from RefSeq and is a predicted model, not a curated record.